Oldenlandia corymbosa var. corymbosa is the source of this 3814-nucleotide messenger RNA. Lineage: Eukaryota; Viridiplantae; Streptophyta; Magnoliopsida; Gentianales; Rubiaceae. The record is from the annotation of a GenBank genome assembly.
CAGCAUACCGUUUUACAUUUUCAAUAUACUUUUUUAUAUUCUCAAUACAAAAAACACUUAAAAACGCACAUUAGAAAAACGAAACAAACAUACCCUUAAUAUGUUCAAAAAACAAAACACAAAAGAGUCUAAUUGUUGUUUUUAAUUGAACCAUUCAGUCAUAAACCUCCAAUAAGAAUUUGACUAGAAGGCGCGAGAAGUAGGUUUACAACUGGGUAUUGGAAAUCCGCGCUUUUCGCGAAGUUACUGCAAUUGAAAACAAAAUAGUACCAGACCACCUUCCAGACAAAAAAAAAAAAAAGGCUCGGGCUGGACUUUCUCCAACAAAGAAGAUCAAUCAAAGCGUGUCUGCCAAAUCUCCUGGUAUAAUAAAUACCCUGCUGCUUCUUGUUGUCUUGCAAUGGUUGUUUUAUUUGACCCCUUAACCCCAAUUACGCUUUGAAGGCGGAAAAGCACCGCCAAUUUGCUGUUAUCUUGCCGGUAGAUUUUCCGCCCACUAAGUGUUUGUCUUUAUUCCCAAACGAAAAGAUUGAUUCAAAAUUUUGUAUUCUUGGGGAUCCCCUUAUGUUUUCUUACCGUGACGUACUCGUAGUUUAUUUGUGUAAUAAUGCAACUCUUUGUGGCAAGCAUUGAUGUUUGAUGCACUGAGUACAUGUAUGGUUUACAAAGUAGUAACCAUAAUGCCCAGAGAUUCUCUUUGAUCGAAAUGGGGACAUUAGAUUCGAUGGAGCUCAGAUUUUUGAUUUUCUUUUAGUCUGUGAUAUCUGAUGAUGCUGAAAUCUUUAUUUAUUUUUAUGCUGUUACUGAGCUUCUCCACUUGAGGAUGGAGGGAAAGAAAUUUGCUAAUAGCUUUAGGGUCCCCUUCUUGAGGCUUUUGGUUAAUGUAGAAGACUAGUUUACUUGUAUUUUUUAGAGGGCUGAGGUUUAUGUCCAUUGACUGUUUCUUUUAUUUCGACAGGAAGUAUUCUCUGAUCAAAUUUGAUUUAUCACUGGACUAGUGUGAAGGAGAUGGUGGACAAUAGUAUGCCUGGAAAGCUCGUAGUUCCAGAAACUAUUCUGCAACCAUUGGUAAAGGCAUCAAACUCAUCUGACUUAGACAAGGGCCUGGAGCAUCUUAUAGAAGUUGCCAAGUCUCCUGAAGGCCGAGCAGACCUUGCUUCUAAGGAUCUGGUCACGUAUGUUCUAAAGCUUUGUCAACUACCCGAUUUUGUCUCCAGCGGUGAUCUUCUUUUCUUGUCUCUGAAGCUUCUUAGAAACCUAUGUGCCGGAGAAUUAAUUAAUCAGAACGCGUUUCUGGAGCAAAAUGGUGUGAAGGUUGUUUCCUCAGUGCUAAGUUGUGUUUCAUUUUCGUCUGAAUUUGGUUACAAGAUCAUUCGUACGUGCUUGCAAGUUUUGGGAAAUUUUUCCUUGGCUGGAGAGGAGCAUCAACUUGCUGUUUGGCGCGAGUUUUUUCCCCUCAGCUUUACCAAGAUAGCUGAAGUUCAAAGAACAGACACCUGUGAUCCUUUAUGUAUGGUUACAUAUGCAUGCUCUGGCGAAAGCAAUGAACUUCUUGAAGAGUUGUGUUCAGUGCGAGGUCUACGCUUAGUAGUAGAAAUUGUGCGCACUGUGUCUGCAGUUGGAUUCAAAGAAGACUGGUUUAAACUAAUUUUGUCUAGAGUUUGCAUUGACAAGUCAUGCUUCACCUCAGUUUUCUCCCAGUUAUAUCCAAUUAGCCAAGUUGAGGAACAUGGCAAUAUUACUUCCAAAGCUGUUGGGUUUUCGGCUGAGCAAUCAUUCCUGAUGGAAGUUCUAUCCAUCAUCUUGAACGAACGGAUACGAGAUAAAGUCAAUUCCACAGAAUUAGCAUUAUGUGUUUUUGAAAUUUUAAGAGCCAGUGUUUCCUUGCUUGGCUCUGUUCCCAGGGGAAGUACGGGUCUCCCCACAGGGAAUACUGAUAUUGAUAUUCUUGGAUAUUCUCUGCUGAUUUUGAGAGAUGUCUGUUCUAAUGAUAAUUUGACUAGUUUGAAGGAACGAGGAUCUGGUGAUGUUGUGGAUUUAUUGGUAUAUGCUGGAUUAAUUGAGUUCCUACUCAAUUUGCUUCGGAAGCUAGAACCUCCCUCAACCAUUAAGAAGGCAAUGAAAGUACAAGAAACUUCAAAUAAGGCAGGUUCUCAACCUUGCCCUUACAAAGGUUUCCGGAAAGACAUUGUUUCCAUCCUUGCCAAUUGUGCAUAUCAGCGCAAGAGUGUUCAAGAUGAAAUCAGGGAGAAGAAUGGGAUUCUUCUGUUGUUACAGCAAUGUAUUCAUGAUGACGACAACCCGUUCUUGAGGGAAUGGGGACUCUGGAGUUUGAGGAACUUACUGGAAGGAAAUUUAGAAAACCAGCAGGUGGUUGCUGGUCUGGAGCUUCAAGGAUCUGUUGAUGUCCCUGAAAUUGCUGAUCUUGGCCUUCGGGUAGAGCUGGAUCCUCAAACCCGGCGUCCGAAACUUAGAAAUGUUUAGCAAAAGGAUCAUAGAGGUAGUUUUUCUUUUCCAUUGAAAAGCUGUUUCAAAUUAUGCCAUUAUUAGGGGAUAGCAAUGAUGCCCUCCAUUUUAUUUUGCCAUUAUUAGGGGAUAGCAAUGAUGUCCUUCAUUUGACCUAGGCAAUUAUCGCCCAUCGGUUUUGUAAUCAUUCUCUUGGCUAUUUGGUUACCCUGAUUGUGUCGAUCUAGAUUUGUAUGCCGUGAGAAAGAGAAAGACAAGAUUAACAAAAGUACGGUAAGUAAGCAGGUUUCCAUUUGAGGAAUCAAAGUAUCUGGAGAUUUUAUUCCAAAUUACUGAAAGUACAUUGGUGGUGGAAAUAAAUGUUAAAAACUUGUCAGACAAGAAAAAAGAUGUCGUUUCCAAACCACACUAUUCUAGAUGUCCCUCUGGUUUAUUCGUAAGGAAAAUGCAUCCUUUUCUUUCCCAUUUAGCUUUGGUGGUCCUUCAAGGCGCCAGCCCGCCAAGAGUGGCUGCAGACAGAAACGAAAGACAGGAAAGCGGUCGUUAUUAAACAAUGUGGGAAAUCGAUUAUACAGAGCAUAUGUCGUUGUUCAUUCAAGAAGAACAGAGGAUCGGACUGAAAAGGAUUUACCUUUGAUCUCGGAGCCGGAACAAUCGGCAUCACACUUCAUCUCGCAGAAAGUGUAGCCAUUGCCCUUUCCGUUCUGGAAGCACUCCUGGUGGCAGGUGUUGUAGCAACUCUUGAACUCAGCCUCUGUCUUGGUGGCUUCAGCCUUGUGGAUGCUCACUGCUGCGAGAACAACCAUGCACAUGAGAAACACUGCGAAAAGCUUGUUGGCCAUUUUCUUGCCUUUGAUGCUUUUUUGUUAGUUUCUCUUUGCGCCUUUUUUUUUUUUUUUUUUUUUGGGUUGUUUUUUUCAGUGUUUCCUGGGACGAAUUUUAAUGGAGGUAAAAGGAUGGUAUUUAUAGGGGCUUAUGCUUACUUUCUUUGGUUGACUAACCUUAAACUACGGAAACUUCCUGGUACUAAUUUCCGUUUUGAGGUUAAAAAUAAGUGGUUUUGCUAAAAGUAGGGGUUAAUGCUUUGAAGAAUUCAAACAAAAUUUUCUUUUAUUCCAUCAAUUAAAGGAGAUGAUGAUUUUCUUUUUAUGGACUUUACUUUUUCCCGAAAUUGUGAUGAGACUGAGGACCAAUACGAUUUUAAUUUUUUUACCGCACAGAAAUGUUCUAACUGUAGGUAAAUACCACACUUUGUCCAUUAGAAGAAUCCUUUGGGGGUAGUGAUGUCAUAGGUAGCAUAUGAAUCCUGAAGUUUGCAUUACAUGGUCAACAAUCUCAAGUCUCCGCU